Molecule: messenger RNA, 8502 nt
Organism: Prorocentrum cordatum
Lineage: Eukaryota; Dinophyceae; Prorocentrales; Prorocentraceae
Source: the annotation of a GenBank genome assembly
AUGAUGGCGUUCGUGGCCCCUACCAGCUCCGCCAGCGCCGCCGCGCGCCCAAUGGCCGAGCCGGCCGCAGCCGCCGCCAGGCUCGGCGCCGCAGCGGAGUCGGCCGGCCUGGGCCCGGACCAGAAGCCCGCGCAACCGGCGGUCGCGGGCGGCCUCCUCGCCUUGGGCGCCUGCGGCGUGGCGGCCCGCCGGCGUGGCGCGCGCCGCGCGGGCGGCGUGCGCGGCGUGGUGUCGUGCAAGGCCGCCAGCGACCAGACGCUCCGUGCCCUUGCGCCCGUGGGCACACCCGCGUCUUCGCCGCCAGCAAGCGACCAGACGUUCUGUGCCCUUGCACCGGACAUCGACGCGAGCUGCGCCACCAUUGCCAACGCCCACGUGGAGCGGGCAGGCCCGGCCCUGACCCUGGGCACGCGCGGCUCGCCGCUCGCCCUCGCGCAGGCGUACGAGGCGAAGAGGCGGCUCGGGGAGAAGUUCCCCGAGCUUGCGCCAGAUGGGGCGGUGGAGAUCAGGAUCAUUUCGACGACAGGCGACCAGCGAUUGGAGAUUUCUCUGUCAGAAAUUGGCGGCAAGGGCCUCUUCACCCGGGAGCUCGACGUCGCGCUGGCGUCCAAGGAGGUGGACUUCUGCGUGCACUCCACGAAGGACGUGCCGACGGAUUUGAUCCCCAACACGGAGCUGUGCACGAUGCUGCCGCGGGAGGACACGCGCGACUGCUUCAUCAGCGGCAACCCCGACUUCACCAGGAUCGCCGACCUCCCGGACGGCUCGGUUAUCGGCACGGCGUCGCUGAGGCGCCAAGCGCAAAUCUACAGCGUGAACCCAACGCUUAAGUGCGUGAACUUCCGCGGCAACGUGCAGACCCGGCUGCGCAAGCUGAAGGGCGGCGACGUCGACGCCACUUUGCUCGCGUACGCAGGCCUCAAGCGGAUGGACAUGACGCAGCACGCGACCAGCGUGCUGGAGUGGGGGGAGAUGCUGCCCGCCAUCUCCCAGGGCGCCAUCAGCUUCCAGGGGCCGCGGCCGCCGCCGGGGCCGCCUCCGCUUCACUUGCUGCCCGCGGGGGCAGCCGAGCUAUCGGAUCAGGUGGCCUACUGGAGCAGGUGCGAGCUCGGUACGCCCGAGCGUGCCGCGGCCGCGACAGGCGCCGCAGCGAAGGCCGAGCCCGGCGCCGGCGCCCGCGCUCAGGCACAGCCCGCGGUCAGCAGCGAUGACAUCGCCUGUGAUAGGGGCGGCGCUGUGGGUGGCCAUGGUGAGGUGCGUGCUGUACGUGCUGCCGAGGCCUUCCGCCAGUCGCUGGCGGGCGAGUGGUCCACAGAGUCGCUGGAGCGGGCCGUCGACGCGGCAAUCGUCAAUGCAAGGCGCGGGAGCGCGAUGCGGCCAGCCGUGCCCGCGCCGCUGCGUCAGAGAAUAUCGCUGGUCCACGCUGUCGCAGCCGCAGCCGCAGCUUGCGGCGCCAAUGAGCCGCCGCUGGCGGAGGCGGUCUGCGACGCCGCCUUCCUCGCGCGCGAGCGGACGGCAGGGCAGCCCGCGGUGCUCCCGGCGACGGGCAGCCUGGACGAUGCAGUUGGGCCCGCACUCGUGGCACCAGCCGCAGCCGCCGCCGUGGCCCCCGCAGCCCCCGGGCGGCCGCUGGCGCUCCCUGGGAUGGCGCCCCCCCUGGGCCCUCUGGCCCUGGGCGCCCCCGGCGCGGCCGCCGCCCCGCAGGCCCUGCUCGGAGCAGCCCCAGCCGCGUUGCCUGGCGCUGGGCCGCCGGUGACGGCGGUGGCGGCCCCGCUGGCCGCCGUGGCGCAUGGAGCCGCCGCCCCGGCCGCCCUCCCCGCGGCCAUGGCUGCUGGCGCCCCUGCAGCUGGGGCCCUGCUGGCUGCAGGGCUGGGCAUGGUUGUAGCGGCACCCUACGUGAUGAUGGUCACGGUUGAGACGACGACGUACGGCCCUCGCGGGACUCCAGCGGCGCCGAACUACGCGGAUGUCAUGCUUGGCGACAUCAGCAUCCACACGGUUCCUGGCUUCGGUGACGUGCUGGGUCGUACGGUCCGCUCCGACCAGGUGGAGGAUCUCACGGGCCUCGGGGCAUCGGGCGACGCCCGCCUCCUCAGCGUGAUCGCGGUGAAGGGUCAGCGCUCCCGCCGAGCAUGGCAUGACGUGGCCAGCUCGCUAUCCGAGAUCGCCUUCCCCGACUGGGCGAUAGAGGGCCCCCACACCUCCCUGUCGUGCUGCCGCCGGAUCGACCGUCUGGGCGGGGGCCCUCUCGACCACCACCGCUUCUUCGUGAUGGUCCUCCACCUCCACCAGGACAGCUGGGGCGCCCCGAUGCACGAGCCCGGGAUGAAGGCCCUCGAGACCCUCGGCGCCUACGACUCGAUCUACCUGCCGUACGUCGCGGGGGUCGAGUCGCUGCUACGCGAGGUGCAGCUGGUCGCGUAUGCGUAUGCGAAGCACGACGGGUUUGUCGGGGCCAACACCGAGGUGGUCGACGGCGAUCUGUAUGCCACGAUGAAGGGCCGUGGCCAUGGCCGCGGACGAGGAGGCGCCGCUGACGCCUUCGGCUACCUGGGUGAGCACACGACCUUCCGGGGGCAGCGUGAGACGGCAGACGCCCUGGUGCGUCCCGCCCUGGUCGAGUGGGUUGGCAAGCAAAUCGAGCUCGAUGCCAACACCUUAAAGCAGCCCCCGAUGGACCUCGCCUCAGCAGGGGCCUUACGAGAGCUCCGCGUCAACCCGGGCUACUCCGUGACGAGCAGCCCCGUGGUUCUCAUCAGCGAGGUAUUACAUACAGAGUACGUUGACAACUUCGUUGCCCUUGGCCUAUCGAAGGACCCCACGUAUGCCGUGACUGACUCCGUCGACCGCAGUCUCCGUGACGCUGGGUUUCGCACUCGCGGUCCGACGGUGUCAGCUGGAGGGGGUGUUCUCGGUUGGACGUUCGACCAGGGCGCCCCGACGAUCGGGAUCAGUCACCGCAUAGGCUGGCGGAUACGACUAGGGUGUCUGGCUGUCGCGGACAUGAAGUACGCCUCGGGGGAUCUUGUCAGGGUCGUCGUGUCGCACUUCACGUCUCGGGCUCUGCUGCGCCGUGAAUUACUCUCAUGUCUACAGGCUUCGUAUUCUUUCAUCGAGUCGUCUGGCCACCACACGCGUGUUCUCUGGAGCUCAGUCAAACGUGAGCUUCGUUGGUGUGCCGCGCUGAUCACACUCGCUUUCCGCGACGCCAAUGCUGCCUGGUCCCCCAUGGUCUACUGCGCCGACGCGUCCUGGUGGGGCGCGGGGGUCGUCAGGGGCAUCCGCAGCGUCCAGGAGGUCCAGCACGUGGGCCAUUAUACGGAGCGUUUGCGCUACUCAGCGGCCCACGAGGCCAUCCUCAAGCCCCGGGACUCGGCUCUGAAAUGUUCGGUCAGCGGCGGUGUCACCGCUCCCCCCCAGGACUCCGAGGUCCCGAAGGCCCCCUUCCCCGAGGUCCCAGAGUCGGUUUACGGCGGCGACUGGUCCCUCGUUAUGUCCCAGAAGUGGUCCCACAAGGAGGCCCAGGUUGUCUUGGAGGCUCGGUCGCUCGUGCUCACCGUGAAGAACAUCGUUCGGAACACCCAGAAUUUCGGUUGCAAGCACCUGGUCGGGCAGAAGCUUUCCGAUUCAAUGCAGCGCCGAAUCCAGUUGCAGCGCUCGGGCCCGCGGGGCUCGAGGUUCUCCGCAAUGGCUUCCUCGGCGACAGCCGUGACGGCGGGCCCGCAGCUGGCGCCGCGCCCCCUGGGCGCCCACGCCGGGGGCCUGCCCCGCGCGGAGGUGGCGCCCGACCUCCCGGCGCCCUCCUCGCGACGCCCACACCGCGAGUGGGUGCCCCACGGCCCCGGCGCUCAAGGGGCGAGGGCCGCCCAGCGGGCGAGGGCCUUCCCUGCUGCAGCAGAGGCCCCAUCUCCGCCAGGCGCCCCGAUCUUCCUCGAGUUGCAGAGCGUCUCGCCGAAGGCCGCCCAGGACUACCAGACGUACGUGACGGCGUUCUACCAGUGGGGCCAGGAGCGUCACCUGCGCAGCGACAUCGCGACCUCGCUGAGGUCGGCGCCGGCGAUCGACCUAGCCCUCGCGACGUACAUGCACGAGAAGGUUUUCGCAGGCGAGCUCUCCUACGUGCCGACGAUGCUGAUCGCAGGGUUCCGCUACCUCUGGACAUGCCCCAACGGAGCGCCCCUCGAGCUGCCCCGCAGCUUUCGCGCCUUGACGGGCUGGAACCGCAUGGUGCCCGCCCAGAGCCGCCUGCCGUAUCCCUGGGUCGCCUUAUGCCCGUGCGUGCAGCACGUGAUUGCCGCGGGCCAGGUGAUGGAGGCGUUGACCAGCAUCAUCACCUUCAUGUGCUACCUGCGCCCCAGCGAGUGCCUGCGUCUGCAGGGAAAGCUGAUCGCAGCUCCUGCCCAGGCGCCGCGCCGUGUGCAGGACGGCCAGGGCCAGAUGUGGCCCCUCCUCCUGCACCCGCAGGAGGGCAACGACACGCCCAAGACGGGCCGCGUGGACGAAAGCCUGCUAGCGGACAGCCCCAUGUUCCCGUGGUUGCCGCAGGUGCUGGGCCUCCUGAAGGCCAAGUUCCCGCACUCGCUGGUCUUCACCUUCGGCCAGGCGCAGUGGGCCCGCUACGGGCGGGGCGGGCGCAUCAACGAGCAGCUGAGUCUCUUGUCUCAAAACAAUUUCAUCGCCGCCGACCUGGCGGCCUCGAGCAUUGGUGCCGCCAGGCGCCUUCACACUGGAGCGCCCUUCGCUUGCAAGGGACUGCCGCCAGGAGCGGGCCCCACCGAGGGUGCCCCACCAGUCGUCCAAGUGGAUUACGCGAGCCUCAUGAGGCUCGAGCCCAGCGCGCUCGAGCGCGUCCGCGAGGCGUUCGUCGGCCCCAAGGCAUACGGCGCCAUUGCCGUGGUCAACAUCCCUGGCUACGGCGACAAGCUCAAGAAGGCCUUCCGCGCCGGCAUCGACCUCGCCCUGACAGACGCCGCUGGGCGCGAGAGGGCCGCUGCUGUGAGCAACACGUACCCUGGCUGGAGCGGUGUACCCGGCGAGGAGACACACCCGUUGCAGAGCAGCUUCCUCUACAAUGUGAAGGAGGAGGUCAACGGCAGGAUCGACCCCUACUUUGGAAAGAACAUCUUCCCCAGCAAGGAGUUCCAGAGCAGCUUCGUGGACCUCGCGGGGCCCAUGCACGGAGCGGCGCUGCAGGUCCUCAAGGGCUGCGACGCAGUCGUGGAGAGCAUCAUGAAGGAGGAGUGCUCGAAGUGGUCCUCUGCUGGGCGCAGCCUCCACCGCCUGGGCGACGAGGGCCCCGUACUGGCCGGCCGAUUCAUCUGCUACGACUCGGGCUUCACGCGCGAGGACACGCUCCUUAACCAGCGCGAGGCCGCCGAGGAGAGCUCCGCCGCUGCCACGACCCCAGCACACGACGCGAAGCCCGUCGGGCACGCGGGCGACGGGCUGGCCUCGAUGCGGACGCACGCGACGCCCGUGAAGUCGGCGGGGCACGCGGGCGACGGGCUGGCCUCGAUGCGGACGCACGCGACGCCCGUGAAGUCGGCGGGGCACGCGGGCGACGGGCUGUCGGCGGGGCACGCGGGCGACGGGCUGGCCUCGAUGCGGACGCACGCGACGCCCGUGAAGUCGGCGGGGCACGCGGGCGACGGGCUGGCCUCGAUGCGGACGCACGCGACGCCCGUGAAGUCGGCGGGGCACGCGGGCGACGGGCUGGCCUCGAUGCGGACGCACGCGACGCCCGUGAAGUCGGCGGGGCACGCGGGCGACGGGCUGGCCUCGAUGCGGACGCACGCGACGCCCGUGAAGUCGGCGGGGCACGCGGGCGACGGGCUGGCCUCGAUGCGGACGCACGCGACGCCCGUGAAGUCGGCGGGGCACGCGGGCGACGGGCUGGCCACCGCACGAGCGUCCUCUGUGACGGCGAGGCCGGUGGGGACGGGGGACCAGCUGGCGCUGGGGCGGCCGCUGCCUGGGUCCAUCGUGCCCGCUCGAGCGACGAACGAGGCGAGGGCGCUAUCCACAGACACAGGUCCGUCCAACACGGGCUCCCAGGAGCAGUUCGCUCUCCUCAGCGCUGCUCAGACUGACGCGGCCGCGGCCGCCGAGGAGGACGUGGGCGAGUACUGGCUCCCCUGGCACAUCGACUCGAACUUCGUAACCGUCCUGCACAGGGAGACGUACGCCCAUGAGCACGACGCCUCCUUCGCCCCCGACCCGGAAGGCGCGGGCCUCCUGAUGAUGAACGAGGCGGGCGACGUAGCGAGGUGCGAGCCGGACCGGGACGCGCUGCUCCUGCAGAUGGGGGCCUUCGGGCAGAUCUACUCUGGCGGCGUGCUCGCGGCAUGCCGGCACGCGGUGGUCAGCCCUCGCCCCCCGGGCAUCGCCCGGUUCAACUAUUGCAACUUCUGGUACGCGCGCUGGAACACCGUGUGCGACACGCCGGCGGGCUUCGAGCACAGGGCCGUCAACAGGGGCUGGAACGCCAUGAUGGACGACAGCUACCUGGACAUCACCAUGAAGCAGGGCUUCGCGUCCUUCCGGAAGUUCAUGGUGUCUCCCGAGGCCAAGGCGCAGUUCGCAGACACCGUCCGAUUUAAGGAGCUGUCCGAGCUCUUGCCCAUGCCCGCGCGUUUGGUUCCCGCGCAGGCUGUGGCACCACAGGUGGAGCGACGUUCCGAGCUGGUCAUCGAUGUGCUCACAGACGUGCGCUGCCCGUUCUCUGCGCUGAGCCAGCGCAACCUGGACCGCGCGCUGCAGAGUCUCGGGCUCCACGAUCGCGUUGUCUUCCGCUACCACCCAGUCUUCCUGAACCCCAACGUGCCGAAGGAGGGCGAGAGCCUCGACGACUACCUGCUCCGCGAGUACGGAUACUCCAAGGAGUACGCGCACUCGGAGGAUUACCCGAUCCGGCUGGCCGGCCUCGAGGCCGGCAUCAGGUUCAAUCCGCACCGCCGCGUGGUCAACACGUUCGACGCAUUCUGCCUCAUCGAGGUCGCGUCGGCGGUGGGCAGGCAGGACGAGGUGGCGAAGGUCCUGUCGCAGCGGUACUUCGAGGAGGCUGAGGACAUCUCCGAUCCUUCCGUGCUGCGCUCCGCCGCGGAGCAGGCAGGACUGAGCGGGGAGAUGGCGGCGGCGUGGAUGAAGGAGGACAGCCUCCGGCAGCGCGUGCAAAACCGGUACGAGGAGCUCUCCGAGAAGGUUGGCGAGGUGCCGCAUUUCCUGCUGCGCGAGCGAUCCUCGGGCAGCGGCGUCGAGGUGGGCGGAAACAGGUCUGUCGACGACUGGGAGCAGGUGCUCGAGAAGGUGCUCGAGAAGAGUCGCUUUAUGGGCAUGGCGGUGCCAGGGCCCCACGGCGCGGAGGUGUGGCUGGCCGAGGCCAACCCGCGGAGCCCCGUCAGCCUGGCCUUCCCGGCGCAGCACGGCUGGGCUCCCACCGACUGGCCGUUCAGCCCUGCCGACUUCUCAAGGAUGGAUGAGUCGCCCGACAUGGACAUGUACGCGAAGCCCCGUUUCGUGCAGCACCUGGACGACGCCUCCCUGGACAGGCUGACCGAGGUCUACCGGAGCGCCUUCCGGUCCGCCCCGCGCGGCUUCGCGGCCUUGGACCUGUGCUCCUCGUGGACGUCGCACUACCCGCAGGAGCUGCUGGAGGACGCCCGCGUGGCGGUGCACGGCCUGAACGAGGCGGAGCUCGCGAAGAAUAAGCAGGCCACCGAGCGGCAUGUUCAGGACUUGAACGCCGACGCGAGGCUUCCAUGGGAGGACGACACCUUUGACUUUGUGACGCUGGCGUUGAGUGUUCAGUAUCUCACGGACCCUCGCGCUGUCUUCGGCGAGGUUCACCGCGUCAUGAAGCCAGGAGGGAUGGCCCUCGUGGCCUUCUCGCACCGCUGUUUCCUCGAGAAGUGCGUGCGGGCUUGGGCCGAGGAGACCUACGACGGAGAGGGGCACGCGCACAUCGUUGGCAGGUAUUUCCAGCAUGGGCCAAAGGGUGGCUGGGAGGACUUGAGCAGCGCGGACGCGAGCCCUCAGCACGGAGAUCCAAUCUGGCUUGUCACGGCUACAAAAGUACGCACGGGAGCCACCUCGGCGCCAUCGGAGGUGAGUUCCGUGCACGGGAGCCACCUCGGCGCCAUCGGAGGUGCGGCUGAGCGCGUGCUCGACUACCUGAGGCCGCUGUCGCACGAGCAGACGUUCCAGUCCGUCACUUGCGAGCGGGCCUUCCUUGCCGCCUUGGACGGCAACUGCAAGACGCCGAUCGCGGGGCAGGCCCGCGUCGAGGGCGGGCAGCUGCUCUUCGAGGGGCUGGUCGCAUCCCCGGACGGCAAGAAGAUCUUCCGGGUGGAGCGGACAGGAUCUCCGUCCGACGCCGCCGAGAUAGGCCACGAUGCGGGCAUGGAGGUCCGCAAGGAGGCAGGGGAGAAAUUCUUCCAGGACAUGCAGGACUACGUGCAGGAGGUGCAGGCGGCCAAUUCGAAGCCGACCAAGGUGAAGGCCUGA